Messenger RNA from Mugil cephalus (flathead mullet), 7253 nucleotides. It is a transcript of the gene extl3, whose product is annotated as exostosin-like glycosyltransferase 3. The transcript has 7 exons. Bases 875 to 3622 code for a protein of 915 amino acids. Lineage: Eukaryota; Metazoa; Chordata; Actinopteri; Mugiliformes; Mugilidae. Gene Ontology annotation, cellular component: membrane. The record is from RefSeq and is a predicted model, not a curated record. Gene Ontology annotation, molecular function: glycosyltransferase activity.
UCCCACAAUACCUUGCGGCGUGCCGUUGCUCCAACAAUGCAGCUUUUAAUGGUGCUGUGAACGGGACGACAUGGAGACGCUGCAACACCGCAGCCUUGUCCGGAGACCGUAGUUGUGCACAUUCUCACAGUUCGGGAUUUUUCUCGGUUUGCCAAACCUUUCGGGCCGCUUUGCCUCAGUUUUCAGGGGGACCCCGGACUCUUCUGCUGCGGCUUCAGAGAUGCGGACACAGUCCAGGAAAUAUAGUGCGCAUAGAUUGUGGAGCGAGGUGAAGAGUCAAGGUCACAUGUGCACAAAGAACCCAGAGGAAACGCACACUGGAUGUAAUGGAGCAGCGGCAACAUUAAAAGCAGGACACGAUCGCAGGCUUUUAACGGGGUUCCUGUGUUAAGGCAAAGGAAGGUUUCUAAGGCUCAGUCUUCAGAGGAUUUAUUGAUGCGGGGUCAGAAAAUGAGAGCAUCCGAGACUGAAACACCUGGGCCGCCCAGCGAUCUUGCUGAUCUGUGAGAAACCAUGCCUUUCCUCCAUCACCCAUCGAGGGGAACCCCUCCCCACAUGCAGGACUGUUUGCUUACAUAGAUUUGGAAGAAUAGCAAAACCUUACGACGGCAAUGGGAUUAGCUUGUGUGGGCUAUGACGCAUCAGAGUACAUAUUAGAGUGUAGGUGAGGCACAGCCUCUAGCCAAUACCCACGGGACUCUAAAGAGGGGGUAAGCCGUCACAGAUGACCUUUACAGAAGGACAGAGUUGCACCACAGCUUUGAUGAUUUAGUAUCCAUCCCGCUGUCUUGCUGACAAGGUCGACCAUGGCUGCUGCUGAUCCCCAUAGCAACAGUUCCUUGGGGGGGCGAGGAACCGACUGAGAGGGUCAACAAUGCAGCGUAACGGUGGUGGGGUAGGUGUUGGAGGCCAGCCAUGGGUGUUGCGUCGCGUCCGUCUCACGUGGCUCAGUUUCAUGCUCUUCUUCAUCCUGGUCUUCUUCCCUCUAAUUGCUCACUACUACCUCACUACCAUUGAUGAAGCCGGGGGUCCUGACAAGCGCAUGUUCGGGCCGCGUCCUGGCGGCGAACUGUGCGAGGCCAAACACGUGCAGGACCUAUGCCGCAUUCGCGAGUCGGUCAGUGAAGAGCUCCUGCAGCUGGAGGCCAAGAGGCAGGAGCUCAACGGGGAGAUCGCCCGGCUCAACCUGCGCAUCGAAGCUUGCAAGCGCAGCAUCGACAGCGCCAAGCAGGAUCUGCUGCAACUGAAGAAUGUUAUCAGUCAAACAGAGCAUUCCUAUAAAGAACUCAUGGCCCAGAACCAGCCUAAGCUUUCCUUACCUGUCAGGCUGCUACCUGACAAGGAGGACCCAGGGCUGCCACCGCCCAAGUCUACACGCUCCUGCCGCCUGCGCUCCUGCUUCGACUAUGCACGUUGUCCUCUUACGUCUGGCUUUCCGGUCUACGUCUAUGACACGAGCGCCUAUCCAUGGGGGGACUACCUUGACCCUUUGGUGAAGCAGGCUUUUGCGGCGUCGGUAAAGAGCAACAUUUAUGUAACUAAUAACCCUAGCAUUGCCUGUCUGUAUCUGGUGCUGGUAGGGGAGCUACAGGAGUCCUCCUCCCCACUGCCGCCUCCUUCAGAGCUGGAAAAGCAACUGAAAGCUCUUCCUUACUGGAGAUCCGAUGGGCACAACCACGUACUUGUGCAUCUAUCUAGAAAGUCUAUGACGCAGAACUUCCUGUAUAAUGUGAGUGCGGGACGAGCGGCGGUCGCUCAGUCCACCUUCUUGGAGCAGCAGUACCGCGAGGGGUUCGACCUGGUUGUGUCUCCACUGGUCCACGCCCUCUCGGAACCCAACUUUUUAGAAGUACCACCCCAGGUCCCCGUAAAAAGGAAAUACCUUUUCACUUUCCAGGGCGAGAGGGUGGAGUCACUGAGGAGCAGCUUACAGGAAGCUCCCCCUCAGUCUUUUGAGGAGGAACUGGAAGGAGAUCCACCAGCUGACUACGACGAUCGCAUAAUCGGCACUUUAAAGGCAGUGCAGGACAGCCAUUUGGAUCAAGUGCUGGUAGAGUUCACCUGCAAGAACCCGAGGCCAAGCUUGCCGACAGAGUGGGCUCUUUGUGGAGAGAGGGAGGACAGGCUGGAGGUGCUCAAGGCUUCUACGUUUGCCUUGGUGAUUGCUGCAGGCGACGGACAGCUGGUUGCCUCGGCAGGCUGUGGGAUGAGGCUUUUUGAGGCCUUAGAGGUAGGAGCUAUCCCAGUCGUGCUGGGGGACCACUCCAGGCUACCCUACCACCAGUUCAUCCGCUGGACAGAGGCUGCCCUUAUAGUCCCCAAGCCCCGUGUCACAGAGCUACACUUCCUGUUGCGCAGCCUAUCAGACAAUGACAUGUUGGCUAUGAGGCGGCAGGGCCGCUUUCUAUGGGAGACCUACUUCUCCACCUCAGAGAAUGUACUUAACACUAUCUUGGCCAGCAUCCGAACCAGCAUCCAAGUCCCCGCUUCACCCAUCAAGGAAGAGCCCGCCCACGAGAUUCCUCACAAAGCCGGGAAGCUGGCCGGAACCGACGCCAACCUGGCCGACAACGGCGAUUUGGAUUUGGGUCCUGUCGAGACUGAGCCUCCUUAUGCCUCGCCACGGUUCCUCCGCAACUUCACCUACACUGCUGCAGACACCUACAGAGCCUGGAACCGGGCUCCUGGACCUUUCCACCUGUUUCCACACACCCCCCUUGACCCUGUGCUGCCUUCUGAAGCCAAAUUCCUUGGUUCAGGUACUGGUUUCAGGCCCAUCGGCGGAGGUACGGGGGGCUCCGGGAAGGAGUUCCAAGCUGCUCUGGGUGGGAACGUGCCCAGAGAACAGUUCACUGUAGUCAUGCUAACUUAUGAGAGGGAGGAGGUGCUGAUGAACUCUCUGGAGAGGUUGAACGGACUGCCGUACCUCAACAAGGUAGUGGUGGUGUGGAAUUCGCCCAAGCCUCCUUCAGAUGACCUGCUGUGGCCUGACAUUGGCCUGCCCAUUGUGGUUGUCCGCACAGAAAAGAACAGCCUCAACAACCGCUUCCUUCCCUGGGACGCCGUGGAAACCGAGGCCAUCCUGUCCAUCGAUGACGACGCUCAUCUCCGCCAUGAUGAGAUCAUGUUUGGGUUUAGAGUGUGGCGUGAGGCCAGAGAUCGUAUCGUGGGUUUCCCUGGGAGGUAUCACGCGUGGGACGUCAACCAUCAGUCCUGGCUCUACAACUCCAACUACUCCUGCGAGCUCUCCAUGGUCCUGACGGGAGCUGCGUUCUUCCAUAAGUACUAUGCCUACCUGUACUCCUACGUCAUGCCCCAGGCCAUCAGAGACAUGGUGGACGAGUACAUAAACUGCGAGGACAUAGCCAUGAACUUCCUGGUAUCCCAUAUCACCCGCAAACCGCCCAUUAAGGUAACGUCUCGCUGGACUUUCCGCUGCCCCGGCUGCCCUCAGGCGCUUUCGCACGACGACUCUCACUUCCACGAGCGACACAAGUGCAUCAACUUCUUCGUCAAGGUGUACGGCUACAUGCCGCUGCUGUACACGCAGUUCCGCGUGGACUCGGUCCUCUUCAAGACUCGUUUGCCCCACGACAAGACCAAAUGCUUCAAGUUCAUCUAGUGACGCAGCAAAAUGCGCGGAUGGAGGGAAGUAUUUAAAGAGGACAGCGGAUCCCGUUGGGUCGGCUGCAGGACGAAACGCACAGAAGGAACGUUUGUGGUGAGGAUUUUGCUCAGGCGGGUAGACGACUUACACUUAAAAGCUGUUGGCUGGUGGUCUAAUCCACGACGCUACUGAAAAUUUGAAGCUGAAAGGGACCACUGCCAACAAAUGAAGCCUUUUCAGUGGAUGUGUCUCCUCUUUUUUUUUUUUUUUUUCUUUUUUUUUCAUGUUCCUCAAUCAUGCUCAAUCAUCAACCACUAACUACAGACAUUCAUUUGCACCUCCAAUCUGCCUGCUGAGGAAAGAGGGCAGAUGUACACCGUGUACAGAAACUCUCCUGGGGUAAAGGAGUCGCUAAGUAACCGAUAAGACUGUCAAUGGGUUCAGAUAAUAGAGCAAAAGCAGCAACAGCACAUGGCUGCCACUACUUUUUUCCCCCGCUCCAUUUUACAGUUACAAACUGUACUUCUUGUACAUGUACAGAACGUGAAAGAAGCACUGAAGGUCAGAAGUAUUUUAUUGAACUUUUUUUUUUUUUUUUUUUUAAUAACGUUGUUUAAAUGUGUAAAUCUCUACGUGGAGUGAACGUUUUCCAGAACCUCUGCCUGUGGGAGAUCAGACUGAGGCAGGACGUCAACUAAAAGAUUAAAAAAAAAAAGAGCCCAGUCAUGUUUAAACGGCGCUCGAGAGAGGGGAUUCACUUCAGCGGUCACCAUAAUGCCUCAAAAUUGUCAUAAAAGAACCAGCCGCCAUUUUGUUACGCUUACAUGAUCUGCACUCUGUGUUUAAAACGGCCUGAUUUUUGUUAAUGCUUACAUAUGUUUAGGAAAAAACUGGUCCCGAGGUUGUAGAAAUCACGUUUAAAUGUAACGGCACCGACCAGUUAACUGUAAUAAUGUCUCUAGCCGCAGUGCAACAAGGUCAAAGGAAAGCACAGCUGCCAAACUCGACAAAAAGUUGCGAGGCUUUGUUGUCUAAUUAUGGUUGUAAUUAAACAGGACGUAUUCAGUGAAGCUACAUGUACUAUUAGAGAUACGGCAAAAACAUGGAGAGGGUUUGGUAUGUUUGAGAAAUACCCUUAUUUGCUUUUUGGUUGAGAGUUGCAUGAAAAGAAAUUGACGCCUUUCUUAAAACGGUUAAAUAUGAGGCCACAGUCAGCAGCUGCUUAGCUUAGCUUAGCUAGCUUAGCUUAGCUUAGCUUAGCUUAUUAGAAGAACAACAGGAAGUAGCCUGGCUCUGCCACAAGGCAACCGAUACUACUAGUAGCACCAUCAAAACUCACAAAUUAAUACAUUAGAUCUUAAUUUUUUUUGAUAUUUCUUGGCUCUAUCCAGUUGCCAGGCAACCAUUUGGUCGACUCCAGGAAGUUAAUAGUCCCGGUCUAGAAAUAGUGUCAUAAAACAAUAACUUUCACUGUUUAGUUUAUGUAUGGAUCAUAUUGAAUGUAACAUGUUAAUAUUUGAGCUUCAGACAAUUUUAUUACUUUUGCUACCAUUCUAAUUUUUUUUGUGCUAAGCUAAUCAGCUAACAGACAGACAGGAAGGAACUAGCCUGACUCUCUCUAAAGGCAACAACUACCACUUAGUUUCUCCUUUUAAAGCUCACUGAACAACACAUUAGUUCUUAUUUAACGAUAAACGUCUGAAUACUUCUUGGCUUGAGCCGGUUGCCAGGCAACCAGCAGAGACUCCAGGAUGCUAAUGGCCCUGGUCUAGAAAUAGUCCAGCGCAUGACCUACAACUAUAAUUUUACUCUUUGGUUCUUGUAUGGAUUAAUCAAAUUAAAUAUAGCGUGGUAAAAGAAAUUCUACUAUCUUUGUGUCCAUCUUUGCGCGAAGCUAACUUGCUAAUGGACAUGAAGUAAUUAGCCUGGCUCUAUCUAAAGGCAACAAGUACCACCUACAAAUACCUUUAAAGCUCAUAAUUUAUCAGAUUCUAUAUAAUUCUAUGGGGGGAUAAUGUGAGUCGAAGUAUGCCUUGGCUCCCGAGCAGUUGCCAGGCAACCACCGGAGUCUCCAGCAGGUUAAUAGUCCCAGUCAGGAAAAAAAAUAAAAAUACACCGACAUGUCGUGAAAGCAUAGCUUUUGUUCUUUGGCUUCUGUUUGGAUUAAGCAAAUGAGAUUUAAUGUGUUGGUGUUUGAGAUUCAUAAAGUUGUAUUUCCUUUUGUAUCCAUUUCCAGUCAUACACAAAGCUAAGCGGCUAACGGACUGCUAUGAAUUUACGAGCACUCUCCUCCAGAAAGCAAAGAGGUGCAUUUCCCACAUUACAGAACUAUUCUCUGUGGUAAACAGCCAGUCAGGCUUUGAAGCACAAGUAUUAGAUAGUGUACGUCCCACCAUAUGUCCCGACAUAUAUACUCCCACUUCAGACAGUCAACGUCACUUUACAGUGUCGCCAUAUUGGUUUCACUUUCUUUGUACCAUUGCUUGAUGAAUGUUUUCUUUGCCAAAUAGGUACAAUGUCGGCUGCUUUAGAGCAUCCGGUGUGAAUGCUUGCUUAAGAGAUGCAGUCUGGUACACCCGUAUCCAACUCUGCACGGUACUUAACCAGGAGUCAGUCCAUUAGAGCCCAGCCUGUCCUGUAUUAUAAACCCAGAGUCCUUUUAUUUGACCCGAUUCAUCUGAAGACAAAUAAGAUCCCUUAUGAAAGAUAUCUAAAUUAGUGUUUUUCUCUAAACCAUGUUCUAGUUGUGAAGAUGCUUUUAUGAAACACAAACUCUUGUAAGUCCAUGGUUCCUGUAUAUUUAUUGAAUAUAUUAUUAAAAAAAAAAAAAUCUUUUCUUUUUUUUUUUUUUUUAAAACUGAAAAUGACACAUGCAAUAACAUGAGGAGACAUUGUAGUUUAUUAUUCCAACUCACACAGAAGUCAGAUUUCAUUGCCACGGAAAACUAUCUGGUGCUGCUGACCCGGGGAGGGGGGGGGGCUCAGGUGUGUGGUUGUCAGAGGCCUUGACCUGUCAUGUCAUAAACUCAGUUUUGGAAGAUGAACCUGUACCUGCUCCAGGUGUUCUACCACUGUCCUGUAACGAAAUGAAAUGUCGACUCGAGGCUUUUUCCACGGAGGAAUAAACAAGAAUCCGGAUUCUUAAUUAGUGCGCAAGACUUCUAAAACAAGUCCAAAUUUCCAUUUUUUUUUUUUUUUACGGUACCGAGCUUGAAAAAGAAAACAGCUUGGAGGAGACUCCUCACCCGCUCGUCACAUCUGAGCAGUUUUAUUGGAGCUCAAGGGGCCCCGUAAUUACCUGGCUGACUCUUAACCGGCCCUCAGGGUGCAGUUUGGGUCGGCUGGUAUUCCUACUGUCCCUGUGGCCACCCCCCCCCCCCACCUCCCCCAAGGAUCUGCGGCACAGCUGGUUUUCCGUGGCUCGGAGUGAGGAUAAAUUUGCCCGGAGGGCCGCAGUCACUCUGCUAGGUGUGUAAAAAGUUGUGAAACUAUGUGCUCCUGGGUCUGAUCCACGGCGGCGGGCGAGGCUCCGGCCUCCUGCAGCGCUGCUCGCACUGUACCGGGCUGAUGAGUGACGACAACGUCAAACAUACCAUUGAAGGCCAGAUGAAUGGAAAUAAAAAUCUCUCAACAUUGUUUAAGAAGA